UUGAAACCAACCCUAAGCUCUUUUCAUCUCCGCCCUAAAGGUAGCCUCGAUUAUUGCUGACUUAAGCAUCGGAGUGUCUACCUUGAGUUCCACCUCGGGGCUUUGCAGGUCAUCUCGGAGUGGAAGCGCGGACUGAAGAAGGACUUCUAGUUUGGUGCAAUUACAUUGGCGCCGUCUGUGGGAAUCGAACUAAAAGCUUUCUAGUUGCUCUUUCAUCAUGGUUCACACUCGAUCAGUCCGAGUUGGUAAUUCAUCUCUGCCUUAUAGGCAAGGUCAACCACUCAACAACCUUCCACCUCUGAUCCCACCUCAAAUCCAACCUCAGCUUCCACCUCAGAGGGACGGAGAGUCUCUAAAGAACUACAUGAGCAGGUUCAACGAUGUGGUGUUGGAGGUUAAUUCCUUCGACCAAGCUGUGGGCAUUGCAGCUGUAAUCUCUGGUCUCAAACAUGACAGGUUUCGAGAUAGUUUGAUCAAACAUGCUGCCACCAUCUUUAGCGAGGUAAACGACAGAUCUCUGAAAUUCAUAACUGCUGAGGAAUACGCCCUGGCGCAAAACCCACCUUCCUCUAAGAACCAAAACCCAGAAUGGAAAGAUGACAAUACGAGCCGGAAAAGGAUGAGAAUGGCGCAGAACCGAGGUCCGAUGUUGACUUCCCCAACGAGAUUCGGAAGGACGAACUCAACACCUCCGCAACAAUAUGCAGCUCAAAAGGGAAUGCUAAAUGAGUAUGUUCAGAGAGCUGAACAGCCGAGGUUUACCAGAGAACAGAGGCCGCAACCUCAAGGAGUCCGCAAUCCCCCAAAUAGGCAAGGUGUAGGAUAUCAGCAAGCCCCACCUCCACUCCCACCACCAGCUAGAAUCAUACAUAUGAUUACGGGAGGCCUUGAAGCAGGUGGACUGAGCUCUAAGCAACAAAAGCUGUAUGUCAGGGAGCCCAUUACUUUCACGUCUGCUGAUCUCGAUACAGUUGUCACACCCCAUAAUGAUCCCUUGGUCACUUCUGUCAUGAUUAACAACUGUGAAGUACAGCGUGUCCUUGUUGACACCGGGAGUGCACCAGACAUCAUGUACUUCCACUGUUUCGAGAGUCUGGGACUGGAUCCAGCAUUGUUGCAGAAAUAUGAUGGUCCUAUCUAUGGUUUCAACAACCAACCUGUUCCGGUAGAAGGAGUUCUUACCCUCCAUGUGGCUUUUAGGAGCGGCAGGACCUAUGUGACCCCGUCGGUCCGGUUCCUUGCAGUAAAGAUGGCGUCCUCUUUCAACAUUGUUAUUGGCCGACCCACACUGACUGAAAUCCGAGAUGUAGUUUCCCAAUCUCACCUCUGCAUGAAGUUCCCAACUCCUAUGGGAAUAGCAAUACUGCGAGGAAACCAGGAAGUGGCCAGGCAUUGUUAUAUCACCUCGGUAACACAACCCAUGAAGGGCAAAGCUCAGACACCCGAGACCAUUCCUCAGCAAAUUCCUAAUAAUCAGCAAGUUAUGGGUGUUGAGAUCAUAGAUAAUCGACCGGAAGAUGAAACCAGAGCUGCUCCGGUCGAAGAUGUUGAAGAAGUGCUCAUUGAUGACAGAGAUCCGAGCCGAAAGACGCAGAUCGGAACUAGAUUGAACCCAGAGGAAAGGGCAGAGCUAAUAGCUUUUCUCCGAGCUAAUAAUGAUGUAUUCGCAUGGACUUCGGCAGAUAUGCCAGGAAUUCCAAAUUCAGUCUCUCAACAUAAGCUCAGCACCAAUCCAUUGAAGAAACCAGUGGCCCAGAAGCAGUGUCUCUUUGGGGGUGAGAGGCUUCAGGCUAUUAAAGACGAGGUAGAGAAGCUCCUACAGGCUGGUUUUAUCAGGAAAGUUGAUUACUGUGAAUGGGUGGCUAACCCAGUUCUGGGUUUGAAACUCGUUUUGGCAAACUCGCCCCGAAUUGAGAAAGCCCUUAUACCGUGGCCGAGGUGCCACAUCCUAGUGCCUAUGUCCUCCAAGACGCUGAAGGAAAGAAAGUUCCUAGAGUCUGGAAUGUCAAUAACUUGAAGAAAUUUUACCCCUAAUAAAAUUCUUUCAAGAAA
This is a messenger RNA of Rubroshorea leprosula, 2052 nucleotides long. Lineage: Eukaryota; Viridiplantae; Streptophyta; Magnoliopsida; Malvales; Dipterocarpaceae. The record is from the annotation of a GenBank genome assembly.